Aureobasidium subglaciale EXF-2481 is the source of this 420-nucleotide messenger RNA. RefSeq lists its product as uncharacterized. The transcript has 3 exons. Gene Ontology annotation, biological process: intracellular protein transport. Lineage: Eukaryota; Fungi; Ascomycota; Dothideomycetes; Dothideales; Saccotheciaceae. The coding region runs from base 1 to 420 and encodes 139 amino acids. Gene Ontology annotation, cellular component: mitochondrial outer membrane. The record is from RefSeq and is a predicted model, not a curated record.
AUGGUCAAGCUCGAAGAAGUUCUCGACGAGGAGUUCACCACCCAGCAGAACGGCCCCCAGGUCGAGGACGAAUGGGACACCAGCGAUGAGUCCGAGGCCUCAGAAGACGAGGAGGAAUACAUGCCCGACGAAACCUUUGGCGACAGACUCGCCGCCCUCAAGGACAUCGUCCCCCCCACAUACCGCAAGGCCCUCUCCAACACCGUCUCCACAACUUCAUCCUGGGUCCAGACUACACUCAACUACGGUGGAAAGACCCUGUGGGUUGUCAGCACCAGUGUUCUGCUCUUGGGCGUACCGUGGGCACUGGCCUUCGCAGAGGAGCAGCAGAUGGCCGAGAUGGAGAGAGAGAUGAAGAUGCAGCAAAGUGCCAACGAGCUUCUCACUCAGCAACAGUCGCAGGCAAAGCCCGCUUUGUAA